GUUAGAAGACAGUGCGCAUACGCCCACCACGGAUGCAUGUGUACAUAUGUGUUGUAGCAGUAUGUAUCAACAUUAUUUUUAGUAUUAAAAGAAUACAGACGUCAGUGCAGAAAAGUAUGUGGAGAAAAAUAUAAAGGUUACAUUUCGAUGUAACAGAAAAUGUGAUUGUAAAGGAUGGAGAGGACAUGACGUGGCGUAUGGUACAGUCAUCUAACCACAAUCAACUUCCGACUAAUGAGUGUAUUUUAUCGCAGAACCGUAAAAGAUUAAUUGAAAGACUGACGCUGCAAUGUGACAUUUAGUUAAUGUUAAUAAAGUGUUGCUAGGAACAAGUGUCAGUGCGUAAUUGGAUAAUACCUUACUCAACAAUUGAAUGUCAAGCAUAGACACCAAAUUCUUUAUCUUUUAAAUAAAUUUCAAACAUCUAAUUACUUAUAAAUUCCACAAAUUCUUGCCUGACACUUUAAAAGCUUAGAUCCAUUAUUUGUAUUGUGAUGAUGAUGAAUUGAAUAUUAAAGCCAUAACACAAAAAAUUAAAUAAAUACAUACAAAAACUGACCGAUAACAAGCAUAAAUAAUGUUAAAAGAAACUUUUUUUUAAAAUAAAAAUAAAUAUUUUACUGUUAGUUGGUUUAAAUUCAAGCAUAAAUGAGAUGACUUUCCUAAUAAAGCACCGGCAAAGUGUAUUAAUUGCUGCAAUUUUUGUGUUUUUAGAAACUAUAAUAUCAGUAAAUGCAGAUGGUAUAUCAUGCUUCAAAUGUUAUGCAACACAACCAGGACACGAAGAAACUAAUCUGCUAUGUUCGCAAUUCGAUGGAAGUGCUCGAUUUCAAGUGCUCUGUCCUUCAUCGACACUUUGUAGGAAAAAAACUAUUCAUUACAAGUUCAAAUCAUCUGUAAUCACAGCUGUGGAAAGAGAUUGUGCACCUCAAAAAAGUGCAGUUCCUAUAUAUAGUUACAUAGAAAACAAAUGGCAAAAUAAAGAAGAAAUUGUGACAACAGCUUAUGAAGAAGGUUGUUUCAUUGGUGAAGAUAGAGGAGCUCCGGCAGGUCCUCCGGAAUAUUGCUUUUGCAGUUUUCACUUAUGCAAUUCAUCAAAAUCAAUUCAAAUCAUGAAUAUGUAUCAUAUUUUUAUAUUAAUAGCGACAUCACUAUUUGCAAAGUUAACAUAAUAUUUUUAUUCUAAAUACUUAUUGUUAUGAAAUAAAAAAAAGAAUACUUUUCCUUAUAGUUUCAUAUUAAGAAUAAAUAAUAAUAAGGUAUCGUACAAUUAAGUUAUUAUAAUUUUAAGAAACCAUGACUAUGUGAUACAAAAGUAUUUAAAUAAAUAAACUAAAAUAAUAUUUUUGCAUGCUAGAAUAUUUACUUAACAAGGUGAGCAAUAUUGCAGCACAUAUUUGUUGUCAAUAGAUUGUGAAAAUUAAUAUUUACAUCAUAAUACUUAAGUACUUAAAGCAAUCUGUGAAAAUUUGUAUAUAUCAUUUAUUAAAAUGAAAAAAUAAAACAAUAUAAAUAUACUUA
This is a messenger RNA of Hylaeus volcanicus, 1521 nucleotides long. RefSeq lists its product as uncharacterized. Lineage: Eukaryota; Metazoa; Arthropoda; Insecta; Hymenoptera; Colletidae. The record is from RefSeq and is a predicted model, not a curated record. The coding region runs from base 654 to 1172 and encodes 172 amino acids. The transcript is spliced from 4 exons.